CGAUCGAGAGAAGCGGGGCGAUCUCAGAAUUCAGAUCUUUAGCACAGAUCAAGCCUCGAUCGAUCGCGGAGACCGGAUCUCGACCAGGCGUGCUAUUGCGCGUUGUGUCGCGUGUCGCGUCGCGGGUCGCGGCAUCAUGGACGCGGGCGGUGCGCGUGUCAGGGGGAUGCGAUCGAGAUUCACUCGCGCGGACCUUGCGCCACGCUGCUGAAGUUGAAACAACACGGUCGGAGAGCGCGGAUAUAUACGUUCCGGACGCCCGACGCCCGAGGGGUAUGCCUGGCGCGACGAGAUGAUACCCCGUUACGGACGCGACACGCCGGAACACUCCUCGGGACUCGGGAUAGAGUAGACUGAGUAGAGGAUCGCGCGUCACGCGUGAGAAACGCGCGCGCUCCGGCGAUCGGGAGCGAGAUGAGCAAGAUGUCCUGGUUCGGAUGGUCGGCGGACAUCAAGAAGCGGGCGUGCAGGUACCUGCUGCAGCGUUACCUCGGCCAAUUCUCCGAGGAGCUCACGCUGGAUCAGUUGACCGUCGAUCUGUACAAUGGCACGGGACGGGUCGUCAACGUCAGCCUCGACGUGCAGGCGCUCAACGAGAUGGGGGAGCAACAACAUCUCCCGCUGGACUUCGUCGACGGUUUUAUAAUGGAGAUAUCUAUUAGUAUACCGUGGUCGGCGUUACUUAGUCAAGCGAGUUACGUGGAAGUCAAGGGUCUCAGACUCACGGUACAACCGCGACAAAGAAUCGAAACUGGGACAUCGAUGUUCGAGUCUAUGUGGAGCUCAAUGACGUCCAGUAUGCAACUCGCUCAGGAGUGUCUGCAACAAGACGCGGCCAAUGUGGGAAAUGCUCAGCCCUUAGAGGCGGUGGAACUGUUUGCGCAGACUAUAGAUUCAAUCUUGUCUCGGGUCAAAGUGAGAUUUAUCGAUACUGUGAUACGUUUGGAACACGUACCGUUGAAUUCUUCCACGGGAGUAGCGAUCGAAGUGUCGAUACAAAAUCUUGAAUAUUCUGACGAAGCUGGAUUAGAUCCCAGUAAUACGUCUCUAGAUCCCGACGAAUGUGCGAAGGGUUACAUUAUUUCGGCGUUCUCCACUAAGCGAUUUUACAUGGAGGGAGUGACUUUUCAUACCGACGAAUUUCCCUCGCGCGCAAGAACGUUUUCUAGAAGUAUGUUGGCUAGCACGUGCUCUACUCCCGAUUCUAAGAACUCGGACAGUCUGUUUAUCUCCGCACAAAUGUCUCCUACGCAGAGCAUUAUGCAUACUCCUCCAGAAGGAAAUGCUGUUAACAACUCGAACGAAUCAAAUCCCAUCAUGUUUGCUAAGCUGGCAGGUAGACAAGAAGUGAGAUUAAAAAUGAAACAAGGCGAAGGAAUAUCGGGACCAAAGGUAGAACUGGAAAUUACUCUGGGAGCACUUACUUUGUUCCUGAGUCCUAGGCAGCUUCAUGUCUUAUUAGAAUUAGUGCAUGGCCUAGCAUCUCCAGAUCUAGAAGACGUUAGUAAUGUUGUUCCGAGAAGAUAUGUGGAAAAACCUAUGGCUAGCAGUGAUUUUAAUCGUAUAGAACGCGAGCUUAUCCAUCAAACACAUCCUAUGCAAGAUUUGAAGACUACGGAUUUACGAUAUGCUCAAGGAUGGUCUACUGGAUCUGUGGACGAAUCUGACAACGAGGAUGAAUUCCUACCAAUGAAAUUGCCGGGAUCUUCGUCGAUGUGUGAUUCGAUCACGAGCAAUAAUUUCAGUAUGGAGGGCAGCAUAUCGACCAGCAGCAUUAGUUCGAAAAGUUCGGCAACGAAUUUGCCGAGACAUAAUAGACACAGACAUAACAUAGACAACGACACGUCCGCUGAGACUACCCAGUUUCACAUAAGGGUGUCUUCCGUCGCUCUAAUUCUGUUGCACGAAGAUAUACUAACGCCAUGCGUGGAACAACUCGGUCUAACUUCUAGCAGUGUAAGACAGAUGAGAAACGCAGCGAAGGAAUUUUUCAGGCACGUAGGAACGUUUGCUAUGGGUGGCUAUGGAAGUAAAGAUUUUGAUACAGCGUCAAAAUCACUUACAGAGGCUUGUCGACUUAGUCAUAUUAGAUUACUAGCUGCGCCAUUAGUGGUCGAGGGCAGUGAAAAGACAACUAAUCAAUACUCUGCGAUAUCAGGAAGCUUGACUUUAGCUAGUUUGGAAGUUGUAGAAUGUUUGGUUGACUCCAACAACCCUAGCUCGUAUAGAACACCAUCGAUGGAAUUCAUCGAGCUAUUAGCGUUCACGAAAGAGAACACAACUAAUAUUGGGUUUUCCAACAAAACUGAUUUUAGGAUGAGAUUUAAAUAUACCCAAAAGGCUGUUCGACAUACUCACAUGACGAAAUUUGCACAUCCACGCACAGAGUUUGACAUUCAAAUGGAACCCUGCAGAGGCGAAGUAGACAUUACUAUUGUAGAUAGAAUAUCUGCUAUUCUUAAUCCACAGCCAAUAUGUACUUGCAAUCCUGUAAUAAAUGCUAGAGAUGCUAAUCAACAGACAUUAUUUGAUCAAGCUGUGGACAGUGCAACACUGCCAGAUUCUAGAGUAGACGUCAAAAUCUCUUCGUCGUCAUGUACGAUCAAACUGAGAUUUCCUGUACCAGAUUUAAGACCACUACACGAUAUGAGUCGUGCGCCGUGGUGGAAAAGAUCUGUGAGAUCUGACUAUAUGAUAGUACAGAUGACAGAUGCACAAGUUCACUCUACUAUGGAUAGCCGAUCUCAUUAUAUAGCUAGGCACGAACUGCAAUGUCGGCGGCUAUCGUUGUUGUACAUAGAAACCGAGGGCGAUGCGCCAAUCGAAAUCGGUUUAGCUACAGCUGACGAGAAGAAUGAUACUGCGACGUAUCAGCAAGUCAACGAUGAUCUUGGUUGGGCGAGAGUAGUGGUCAUUGUGUAUCCAGAACGUCUCGGUGGUCCAUUGGAGGAUAGUUCUGAAGAAGAAGUAGAGAACGAUAAACGGAUUUUAGAUGAUACCUUGGAGAAAACUCCGAAACAUGCGCCUUCCCCGUUCACCUCUAGACGAAUCAUGCGCGAAUCCGACACGCUCCACUCGAAAUCUCACGAACACGGUCAGAAAAACGAACAAAGCGACGGUGAAGAACUAAUUAUACCUGGAAAUCGACAAGAAAUGUUGGAAUUUAUCGAAGAAGGCAUACACGGUUCUAGACUACAGCUGGAAAUCAAUUUACCUUGUGCUUCCGUCCAGAUACCGUCUAAACGCAUUUAUGAACAGCUCUACAAUCGAUUCAAUACCGAUUUGUUCCUAUGGGAGCCGUCGGCACCCAGGCCCAAAUACACCACUCAUCUGGAAAAUCACAUUGGCCUCGACCUAGCAUCUACUCUCUUACAGGAAUCCACUUAUCCUAAAUUCAGCAUGUGCAAAAGUGGGAUCCAGUAUAAUUCCGACUCCGACUCAGACGAGGGAGGUAUAUUCCAUUCUACAACGAACGAGAAGAGUCACAAAGAGGCACAAAGAAUGUCAUCGAAAAAAGCACAGAGCAAGUUGGCAAUGACUCUAAGCAUCAAUCAGGGUCUUCUGUCUAUGUACACUCCCGUGCGCGAUUCUUUGCGCAACGUUAUACCCGGGCAACAAGGAGAAUUAAUCAUACGACUAGAGGAUGCUACGAUAUUUUCCGUGACGGCAUACAAGGGGAAUGCUAAUCUGAGCUACGCUUGCGCUAUGAUGAGGAGCGUAUCGCUGGAUCACUGCGGUUUGACGACAAGCCCGUCGCGGACACCGCCAUUGAGAUGUAUCAAUAGCGUUAGGCCACGAUAUUGCGAGAGAACGAUAUAUCGUAGCGGAUCCGGUAGCAAUAUAACAGCGAAUCCUAACGACAAGGACAUGGUGACAGUCGCGGUGAGGAUACAAGCGGCCCAUCAGACGCAUCGUAUAAAGACUUUCCGGGUUGCGAUAGGUAUAAGCAAUGCUACAUUAAGGCACCGAAUGUGUUCCGCCGCUACUUCGUGGUUCACAGAAUUGAUGGAUUGUCUGGAUGUAGCGGAUCAUCCUGUCGCCGGUUAUUCACCGCCGGGUGUUCUGACUGAGCUGCAUCUGCACUUGUGGGAUUGCGCGAUCGACUAUAGACCGCUUCACCUGCCGCUAAGGUCUGUUGUGACCCUCGGUAAUUUCAGCGUGUCGAGCAACAUUACGGCGCAGACUAAUACGUCAACAUUGCGUUUUAUCGCGGAGGAUGUCGCGCUCUUCAUAUCGGACAAGCUGCGCGAAAAGUCGGUGGAUCUAAAACGGAAUUACGUGUGCGUGAUGAAUUUCGGCCUGUUCGAGUUGUCGCUACGCCUGAACGAGAGGAUGUACGGCGGUGUGCCGCGAGUCGAUCUCCGGGCGAGCAACAAUGUGUUGCACGUACGCACAUGCUCGGACUCGGGUCGCGCUCUCAUGCAACUACUGACUUACAUCGCCAACGAUGGCGAUUUGCAACAGCCGAAUAGCGUGAUAAACAGCAGCAGCACCGAGAGUAUUCCCACUGUGCCACCAACGUCUACGAGAUACGAGGAAAAUCUUCUGGGCGUCGAGAGCAUCAACACUCUUAGCAGGAGUCAAGUUGAGCGAGUCUAUAGUUUAAUGGAGGAUGCGUUGGAGGAGACUGUGAAGGGAACGACAACUCAGAGUGGCAACGAAAGCGAGAAGAUACCAAUGACAGAAAAUCGGGUUGAAUUUUUCUUUCCUGAUGAUUCCUGUGCCGCUACGCGAGAGGCAGAGACGCAAAAGAGUUCGCAAGAAUGCGGUAAAACGAUCGCAUGCGGUGUAGAAGAUGACGACGACGACGAUGAAUUUUGCAUCUUGGGAGAGGAAGCUGGUACAGGAAUAAUACCGCGCUAUGGAGUACCUGAGGUUCGGUCGCUGUGCCAAGAACCAUUAAGAAUAGUGGAUAAUCACUUUUCCGUGCCGGUCGGCAAAACCGAUCUAUUGCAGACUCCACCAAACUAUCCUGCACCUGUAUUGAAAUACACCCUCUGCGAGAUGACAUUGAUAUGGCAUAUGUACGGUGGCAAUGAUUUCGAUGGUUCUCAACCGCAGUCUGCUAAGCACGUGACCAUCAAUGACAACGUUCGCAGUAAUAUGACGCAUGGAAGAAGUAGAUCGGCUAUAGGUGCUGUAGGUUUCAACAAGUCUAGUCCGAACGAGGUGCACUUUGGCAGCGUGCCGAAUUCGCCGCGUGCAACGAGAAGCAACGACGCGUUGAUCGAUUGGCACACACUAAGUGGCCCGGGUCGACGGCACGACGUGCUAAUGGAACUGCAAUUGAGCAAGGUUCGCUUCCAGCACGAGGUCUAUCCGGAGAACACCCGGGAAGCGUCCAGGCAGGUGCUACUGGUGCACGAGAUUGAAGUAAGAGAUAGACUGGCAUCGUCGCACAUAAACAAAUUCCUUUAUCAAUACAGCAGCGAAGCGAGGCCAAGGCAGUCUCACUCUAUUAUGUUUACCAUGAAGGCAGUUCACGUAAGGCCGGAUCCCAGAUUAAGUGCCCAAGAAUGUUGUUUGAAACUUAGUCUACUGCCACUGCGACUGAACAUAGACCAAGAUAGCCUACUGUUCUUAAUACAAUUUUUUAACGAACUAGGCGGUGGAUCGAAGCGAAGCCAAGAAAGCUCUAGCACACCUAAUAGCUCGCAAUCCACCCCCGUAUCGAAACAAGGAACACCCACGCAUCAUCCGCCCAUUAUGAGCGUGAAUGAUGAUGCGUUGACGAAUGACACGAUGAUGAAUAUGUCGCAGAAUAAUAUCAUUGAUCAGAAUCUGUUGAUACUCUUGGAAGACGAGCUGACAUUCAGGGAGAACAAGACUAAAACAAAGACUGUCCACCAGGUCCACGAUGAUAGUCAACCGAUAUACUUUAGAAACAUUGUAUUCGGCCCAGAAGUUCUCAUCAGACUGGAUUAUCAUGGGAAACGCGUGGAUUUCACUCAUGGACCGUUGGCGGGCCUGCUAAUGGGCUUGGCGGAACUAAAUUGCUCUGAAUUAAGACUGAAGAGAAUGUCGUACAGGCACGGAUUAUUGGGUUAUGACAAACUUUUUACAUAUCUAGUUUCGGAAUGGUUGCAGGAUAUCAAGAAGAAUCAACUCCCAAGUUUACUUGGUGGCGUGGGACCGAUGUACUCUGUAGUACAGCUGUUUCAAGGGAUACGUGAUCUAUUUUGGUUACCAAUCGAACAGUAUCAGAGAGACGGGAGAAUUGUCCGUGGAUUACAACGCGGAGCAAAUAGUUUUACAACGUGUACCGCAAUGGCUGCGUUAGAAUUGACGUGUAGGAUCGUGCAGGCAUUACAGACCACGGCCGAGACUGCGUACGACAUAGUUAGUCCUGGCCCCAGUGUGAGAUGCAAGAUCAGAGGACAGAAGGGUCGUCGAAAAAGAUAUAAUCAGCCACUGGAUAUUCGAGAGGGGGUGGCUAAUGCUUACACAUUAGUUAAAGAGGGCUUAGGCGAGACUGCGACUCAACUGGUUCGCGUGGCUAGUGAAGAACACGAGCACAAGGGCACGGUCGGUGCGGUCGGUGGUGUACUGCGACAAAUUCCACCGACAGUCGUGAAACCAAUUAUUCUGGCCACCGAAGCGACCAGCAAUGUAUUGGGUGGUAUGCGAUCAUCGUUAGUACCCGAUGCACGCCGAGAAGCGGUACAAAAGUGGCGGCAAGAUUCCGAUGCGUGUUAAUCCCGUGUUGGCCACAGAAUGGGAAAAUUUACUAAAUCGUUAUCGAAGAAAGAUCAUCACCAUCAGUCACGUUCGCUCAAACAAAUGUUUUUCGAUCGCGGCCGGUCAGGCCGAGCAACUUUUUAUUGUAACAUAUUCAUGACAUAUACACGUACGGAAAGAGAAUGCUAAGUAGAAUAAGAGUGCCAUAAACGUUCGCGUCACGUUUGGCGACAUUGUGAUUAUAGCACGUAUUCUCACGAGAUCUGUGCGCGUAGGCCUCGAAGGAUCGGCAACGAGCGCGAGGAAAACGACGGACCUAGACAUAUGUGGAUCGUCGACAAGAAACGAGAGAGAAGUCGCCGUUGGGUCCUACGUAUGAGUGUAAUGUUGGACGUAGUCAGAUCAGUUCCAUUGAUUCUUUUUGUACAUUAUACGAAGAGUGCGCGACGCGUCUGACAGACAUCUAAUGAUAAAUCACUUAGUUAAGUGUUGCCGCUACGUUCGUUACAAAUGUACAAAAUACUUGUUACACCUAUGGAAUGUAAAGAUAGCUGCGCUCUAUCGCGAAGGAAUAUAUUACACUCGGCUACUAUAUUCCUUCUCUAUACAUAUAUUUUUUGUUUUGAAAAUCAUGUGAAUGUUUUAUACCAAUGAUAUGUGUAUUACAAGAUUUUUAUUAAUAAAAUUAUACACAACAAGAGAA
Molecule: messenger RNA, 7381 nt
Organism: Temnothorax curvispinosus
Lineage: Eukaryota; Metazoa; Arthropoda; Insecta; Hymenoptera; Formicidae
Gene: Atg2
Product: autophagy-related protein 2 homolog B
Exons: 16
Coding region: 415-6696 (2093 amino acids)
Biological process (GO): autophagosome assembly; piecemeal microautophagy of the nucleus; reticulophagy
Cellular component (GO): extrinsic component of membrane; phagophore assembly site
Molecular function (GO): phosphatidylinositol-3-phosphate binding
Source: RefSeq, a predicted model, not a curated record